Messenger RNA from Drosophila biarmipes, 3630 nucleotides. It is a transcript of the gene Rilpl, whose product is annotated as RILP-like protein homolog. Bases 442 to 1899 code for a protein of 485 amino acids. Lineage: Eukaryota; Metazoa; Arthropoda; Insecta; Diptera; Drosophilidae. The record is from RefSeq and is a predicted model, not a curated record. The transcript is spliced from 5 exons.
AAGGGGAACCAGCCAAUCGUUACUCAUCGCCUCUGGUUCCAGUUCAGCAAAAAGUGGCUUGCAAAUAAAUUGCGAAAAGCAGAUUGUUUAUUUUAUGUGAAUCGGCAGCAACGGCAGCAUCGGAUCGGCUCAGCAGAAGCAACAACAAAGCGAGUGAAUGAAGUGAACGCGAAUCCGACUCUCACGCACACUAGCGUGGGUUGGCCAAUCUCUGGGUGUGUGUGUGCGAGUGCGAAUUGCGAACUGCGAACUGCAGAUUGCGCAUUUUCCCCGCUGCCCCUGGGAGCACCUGAAACAUCUGGAGCCCCUGGACCACCUGGCACCUUUGCCCCCUCUGCCGGCCAUCCCCCGCAUCCACGGGAGCAGGACAACUGAAGCGGGUCUUCAGGAAUCCCGAGAAAUCGCAGCAUAGCCGCAGGAGCCCCAGUGACCACCACCUGGAUGCCCGGCUUCCACCUCAAUGAGAUGGGUGAAAUGGUACUGGACGCCAUCGACGACAUCGGCGUGGUCGAUGUGUACGAUCUGGCCUCCGACAUUGGCAAGGAGUACGAGCGCAUCAUGGAUCGCUUCGGCACGGACGCCGUCAGCGGUCUGAUGCCCAAGAUCAUCAACACCCUGGAGCUGCUGGAGGCGCUGGCCACGAAGAAUGAGCGCGAGAAUGCCACCAUCCAGGAGUUGCGCGACAAGGUGGCCCAGCUGGAGAGUGAGAAGCUGGAGAAGGCCGAGUUCCGGCGCCGGUUCGACAAGGAGCUGGAGCUGAUCGAGGAGCAGUGGCGCAGCGAGACCAACGAGCUGGUCGACUUGGUGUCCUCGCUGCAGGACGAGAACAAGCGGCUGGUCAAGCAGACCCAGGACCUGCAGUCCUCCUCCGCCCAGAGCUCCGGCCUGGGCGCCAGCCUCACCGAGAGCAUAAUCAGCAUGACCAACCACGAGCUGCACGGCGCCCUCUCCGACACCCAGGUGCUGCAGCGGCUCAAGGAGCAGAUAUACAAGCAGCGGGACGAGCUGAAGAACCGCGAGCGGGAGCUGCAGGACAAGUACAGCGAGCUGGAGCACCUCACUAUCCAGGCGGAGCGGCUAAAGGCCUCGGAACGGGACACUCGGCGCCGCCACAAGCUUAUGCAGGCCCAGGUGAAGACGCUCUGCGAGGAGCGCGCCGACUUCCUGGCCCAACUGCAGGAUCAGAGUCGCGAGAUCAAUCAGCUGCGCAAGCGCCUGGGGCUGGCCGAGAAGGAGAACGAGGACUUGGUGGCCUCCUACGACGACGGCCAGAACGAUCCCAAUCGGCCGCGUUACACCACGCGCGAGCUCAAGGAGCUGAUCAGCGAACGCGACGAGCUGCUGACCACCAUCGACAGCCUCAACGAGCAGCUGGCGGAGCUGAAGCCGCCCAGCCAGGCGAAGGCCAAGCGGCAGCGCCAUUUCUCCAGCUCCGACGACAGCGACGAGGAGGACGACGGUCAUGUGGCGGACAACGAUGACGACGACGAGGAGGAGGAGGCGGCCGAGGCGGACGAACUGGAGCCACCGGCAGCCGGAGAAACACCGCCUGGUCACGAUGCGCCUGUGCAGGGACCGCUGCCCUACGAGCCGGACGACGCGCCCUGGAAGAAGAGCUCCGAGUCGGGAAUUCGAAAGUUCUUCCGGAAACUGUUCUCGGACCCCUCGGACGGCAACAACACAUUCCCGAAACGUUCCUUGGCCACGCUCUCCAAGAUGGCACUGUCGGCCACGCCCGGCUCCGUUUCCGCCUCCGCAGCGGCGAAUUUAGGCAACAGCCUGUAUCUGACCCUGUCCCUCGCCAUUCACCUGCUCCGCCUGAGCUGUACAUACAUAGUUUACACACUCGAUUGCUGUGCCCUCGUAAUUCUAAGUUGUUAUGCGAUUUUUUUUACGUAAUACGCGUGUUUUUUUCGUAACUCGUAACCCCUAACUUUAACUUUAAUGGAUAUGUUUUAUACGAAACCACUUUGUAUCUUUUGUACCUUCGAUUUUCUCUAACUUGAUUAACGGCUACUAUCUAAGACUCCGAACAUACCACAGCCCGUGCAUAAGCAGUGUUCCAAGGAACAACAACAAGAAUUGUGCAAAAAAUGCCGAGUGAGUUUUUAAUGAAUUUAGACAAACGACAAGCAAAACCAAGAAAAGACAAACAAUCCCCAUGAGGUGUAGAAACAAAUGAGAACGAGUCGAUUUGGACCCCAGAUUUUAGAGAAUGCAAGAGGAAUGAGAAGAUUUUGCUUGAAUUAUCCGUAGUCUAACUAUCCCCAAAGACCCCCUUUGAAUCCUUACCACUCCGGAUCCCGGCUAUCGCUAUCCCAUAUGAGUAUAACAUCUGUUGGAAGGUAUUUUAGCAUUCUCUUAGCAGUUGCCCCAAGCGGCCUUAUACACAUAUUACAAAUUUAUCAAAAUACGCAAACUGUAGAAUGAAAAGGAAAAACUUAAAAAGAUAUAUAAUUGAUAUAUAAUUAGCAAACGUUACAACCUUAGCGCAUUGUUUGUUGAAUUGAAUUAAACUAACUAAACGAAACCAAACUAAGCAUAUUAGAUUCCAUCGAUUGCAUUAGAGUGCACAAAGAUGCCAAAAAUAAGGGAAAAUAUCUCCAGUCUGAAUCAGCGAAUGUUUUAGCCAAGAGUUUUACCAUAGACUUAGCCAUUGACCAGCUCUCUCCAAUUGUUGUUACCGAAUUAAUGUGAAUCCGAAUCGCACGCCCACGCCAGUAGCUUCACGAGCAGAUAUAUGUGUCCCCCAAGCCUUAUCCACUUACAAGCCCAGUGCUCUAAGGGAGAUCUCAGUCGAGUGGAGCGCUUGACCCCUGACCCCAGCAGAUUCUAAUAUUCCAAACCACUACAUUAACCCUUACAAGUUCUAAACUGAAUGUGUGUUGACCUCCACGAAGCACUGCAAGAUAAUUCGGCAAGAAAAGAACAAAUUUGUGCGUUCGAGGGUCCGUCUCCGCCUCCUGCUCUUACUUAACACCCGGUUCCCACUUUCCACUCAGAGAAGCACAAAAGCGAGAAAGCUCCGUUACAUAUCAGCUUUAUCGACGUCGUCGAUUGAAACGUGCCAAAGACUAAUUGUCAGAGCCCUUCACCCGACUCUUUCGACCCCAUCCCGACCCCCAGCACCCCACGAACAAUCUAUCUCGUUUUAUUGCCACAAAUUGUGGCAACUGAACUUUUAUGUGUAUUUGAACACGAGAGCGUAACUGUAUCUGUAUCGAUAUAAAAAUGGACUAACGAAAAGAGUGUCAAGAUCGUUUGAGAGGAGAUCACAAAGCAAAUGAGGAUGUUGGAGAUGGAUAGACAUUGAGUAUUCGGUGAAUUAAUGUUAACUAAAUUUAUAUACACAUAUACACACGCAUUAUACAUAAUAUACUUUACUAUAUACUAUGUAAUAUCGUAUUAUAUGGAACUAUGACUAACCAAAAAGAAGGCAACAAUUAUACAAGCUUAGAGGCGUGCCAGGGUGCCACUUGGACCACGGGAGCGACGAGCGCGCACUGGAGGAUCGGAUCGGAUCGGAAGCAGCGACUCCACACCCGGGUCUCCCUCUAGCUCUGUACGUACAUACAAUUUAUGAGUGGCUCCCCGGGCGACCAUCAAAAAUAAAACUUAUGAACCAUUGAA